This is a messenger RNA of Rhopilema esculentum, 4551 nucleotides long. RefSeq names its product G protein-coupled receptor 137Ba. Gene Ontology annotation, biological process: positive regulation of TORC1 signaling. The record is from RefSeq and is a predicted model, not a curated record. Gene Ontology annotation, cellular component: lysosomal membrane. NCBI's taxonomy places the organism in Eukaryota, Metazoa, Cnidaria, Scyphozoa, Rhizostomeae, Rhizostomatidae.
UGCUAGGAAGAUUCAAAAGCUUAAAUGUAUCUCAGAACCAAUGCUCAGAGCAGGAUUUCAUAAUACCGUACCGUAUAAUGCCGUAACGGCCUUUCAUUUACAAAUCCAUGGAAACCUUCGUUGCCUUUUUUAAAGGGAAAACAGCCUGGGUACAACCAUUAUAGCAAAUACUGGCUUUACGUAAGAUUUAGUAAUGCAUAGAAAGUAAAGAAAGGGAAAAGCUUUAAAUCUUUGAAUGGAGUAGAGAAGCAACAAGACUGUUAAAGCUACUGCGAAUAGCUAUGAUUGCUGAAAGUAUAUAUUGAAAAGUUUUAUCAAGAUCUUAAUUCUUUGUUUUUUUCCUUUCUUCAGUUUGGAGUCAUUGUUUGGGUCCUUACCUAUACUAAACGGCUCGAAACCAAUAUUCAUUCUUCAGAAAGAGAGUUUUUCGAGCCAUUGCUUUAUAUUUAGUAUAGGUAAAAACCAUUGCUUUCGAGCCAUUGCUUUAUAUCACUUCAUUUCUAGUUGGCUGCUGAAUGAUGUCUUCGAUUACUUCACAGUUUUUUGUCUUCUUCUGCUUCUCCAUCUGGGUCUCGUCGCUCAUUGCCAAUGUUUCAUAUAUAAGAAGUUAUUUGUUAUUGUCAAUGUACUCAUUCGCAGUAAUUUCUGACGCAACCGAACUUUACUCUCGUGCACUGAGUCUAUCAGUUGAAAUGUAUCAUCAGCAUGUUUUGCCGAUUACAAAAUGAUUUUAAUAACCAAGAUAAAAUAAUAAAUGAACACCGGGAAAAAAUAAAUUGAAGAAAAAAUUUAUCAAAAGUUCGUUGUAUUGAGGGUAAUUAUGAUGAAGGGACCUAAAAUUUUGUUCGCAAUAACGAGAGUCCGUUAUAUCCGGGGUUCGUUAUACCGAGAGAAUUUGUAAUGAAUUCGUAAUGAAUCCAAGGGACCAGAUAUUUAGCUCGUUAUACCGGGAAGUUCGUUAUAUCAUGGGUUCGUUAUAUCGGGACUCCACCGUAUAAACGUCCAGAGAUUCCGGAAACGCAAAACAUAACCGGAAAUGACGUAGAAAGUUUUCUCGGAGACCAAUUAUUAAAACGAAUUUGCGAAAUCUCGUGAUUCAUGAUGGCGGACAACAUUAAUUUCUUUGGUGAAAUGGUAGGGUGGAACGAUAAUGGAACAUUGCUUUAUGAAGCGAGAAUAAACCCUCCUACAUUGAAACCAUCGGUUCCGAUUCAGCAAGUACACCUUGGACUUUCAGCAUUUUUUACAGCUGUUUAUGGGCUGUUAUUUCUGUUAAUAUGUUGGCAGCUAUGGCUCAUUUUGCAUUACGGACAUCGACGGUUGUCUUACCAAAGCAUCUUCCUUUUUGCUUGCCUUCUUUGGGCUGCCCUCCGAACGACUUUGUUCUCGUUUUAUUUCAAGAACUGCGCUGAAACAAAUUCAAUGGCACCGUUCUUUAACUGGCUAUUGUUUGCCUUUCCAGUUUUCCUACAGUAUUUUAUGCUGAACAUCCUUGUAUUGUAUUUUGUCCAGGUGUCUUUGGAAAGGAAGUACUCCAGUCCAUUAAAGUACAGGAAGAUUCUGUUCAUGGUAUUCUUCAUAGUGAAUGUUGUAUUUUUGAUUACCAACAUUACUUCGGCAUUUCUGUUCUGCAAGGAGCCUAAUGCUUCAUAUCAGCAAACAAUAACAAUUAUCCGUGUGGGGAUUGAUUACACCCUUUUCUUUGUCUCAGCAACAAUUUUGUGUUGGUGCAUUAUCAGGCUUACCAAAACAAGGACAACAAAAAUAUUAAUUGAGGGGCAGGGUGUUUCUUACUGCCAGGCAGUAACAGUUUGUGCUGUGAUUUCAUUGUUGUAUUUGUCAAGAGCAGUUUACAAUGUUAUAGCAGUUUCUCCCACCAGUAUGCCUACAUUUAAUUUUGGAUGGAUAAAUGUUUCUGAUCAGGGGGAGGUUGGAAGAAAAGGGAGUAUUAUUCAUACAACAAAGAAUUAUGCAUUUAUUUCAUUUGGAAUUGUUCUGUUUAUUUGGGAAUUGCUUCCAACAUUUACCACUAUUUGGUUAUUUAGAGUGAGAGGGCCGCAGAUGAGACUGGCUUCAUCUGGUAUCACUUCAGACAGCUUUAACAGCAAAUCAUAUUUCUUUGAUAAUCCUCGAAGAUAUGACUCAGAUGAUGAUCUUUCACAAGGGAUUACACCUCCAUAUGCUGGGUUGCUUGACAUUCCCGGCAUUGGGCAUCGAACAUACAGCGUCAAUGACCAAUUCAGCUAUAAGAAAAUUUCGUCUUACGGGUCGAUACCAACACGCGGUAGUAGUUUCAACCCUCAAAGUAGGAGCUACCCAAGCCCCCACGUAAGGGGUACUACACCACCUAUGCUGUUUUCUUCUGCUGGAAGUAAUCCUUACAAGCCUGUGACUCAGUCAGAAGAAAUGGACUAGCUGUGUAGCUGCAAAAUUCUCUAUCAUACGCACAGGCGUCAGAUAUUAUGUAGAACUGCAUGCAUUUACCGAGGGAAUAAGCCCACCUCUUUGCACACUCCUGGCAUCAAUGGAUAUCAUCGAGUUCUUACUUCGCAUACUAGCUUUGAGCAAUCAAUUUACGUGAAAAGGUUUGAUUGCGGUAUCAACUCAUUCAUUAAUACUAUAAUGUCCGCAUCGAAGGCGUUCUAAAACGCAGCUGCACGUAAGCAGUAGCACGUAAACAAUUCAUUGAUCGUACCGUUUUCCGCCCUUUUAUAUUUGUUAAUGUAUUUUUUAUUCUUCUCCUGUUGGAGAGCUGAUUUUUAACAAAAUAGUAAUGAACCCGUUCUGAAUUGAUUUAGUGGAGUGGAUAACUUGCUCCCUUUCAAUGUAAUCUCUCAAGCUAUACUCUUGAGCUGGAUUAGCGCCGUCUUAACACCAGAAAGGCUACCCACGUGGAUCCUUUUAUUCACUUUGUACCUCCCUUAUCUACUCUGAUCUGCCUAUAAAGCAAUUUUCUAACCAAUAACAACAGCGUUUUGUAAGUUCCAUGAGAUUGUUAAAUCAUUUUUUCGAUUGCAGCUUGAAUACGGAAAUCCAACCUAUAAACUUCAAGAUAUUUAGGAAUUGAAUACCGGAAUGCACUAUAAUUUUCUUAACUUCGUAUCCUUCAGAACUGUGUAUUGUUUAUAAACGCUUUAUACAGUUUGGAAAACCCGCAUAUUGGGACCCUCAUUUUUAAAUUUACUUCUUUAGUGUUCUUAUUUAGAGUUUUAUUUCUUAUAAAAUAGGCGCUUCUUUUCUUUUCCCUAUAGGUUUCUAUUUGAUCAUCAUUUGUGGCUCCCCACCACAAUUAACUCUACAAAAUCCCUAGUUUUCUUUGGAAGAAAAUAUGAUUCUAAUUUGCAUUCUUGAUAAAUAGAUGUGAUCAAAGUUUUGUCUUAUUUUAGCAGGACGAAUCUUGAGCAGAAUAGUUUUUAUCAAUUCUAGCAAUUUCUGUCCUUUGCGUAAGAAUAUUUUGUGACAAAUCGGGUAAACAAUAUUCAUAUUUCAGUUGGUUUUAACACAACUGUUUAUUCUACAGGCAUUUACAAAUGUAGGGUCUUAUAUGCGGGUUUUUACUGUAUGACAUUUUAUUUUCAUCAGUAAUUUGUUUUUAACGGGUAAAAAUAAUGCUUAAUUAAGUCGAUAUUCAUGUACACUCUUUUUGUUGCAAAAAUUAAGGACUAAUGUGUGGGAAUAUUCAUUUACGUUGUAGCCAAAAGACGCCAAUAUUCAGAGUCAAAUGUUACAAAUCAUCUUGCUACACGCACAAAAACGCUUAUAUUUGCAUACCGUAUCAACGUUUUAUUUUAAGUGAAUUGCCUCUAUCAUUUAAUAGAUAUUAAGGAAGAACGUCCACAAUUGACAACGGCUAGUUGGGGAAACGAUCAAAUAUAGGUAACACCAGACUUCAAUCUAUUUAGAUUUUAUCCAAAUUGCCAAUGAUAGAGAGGCAUUUGGAUCAGUUGUGAUUUCGAACUGUCCUUUACACCCAUAUUAUGUCAGUGUAGCAAGUUAAUUUUCCAACAGAAUAAGAUCGAUAAUAUUGAACGAUAAUAUUUUCUAGUGCUCAAUUUUUAUAGUGAAACCUGGCAGCAUAUUUAUUGUAUUGGAUUUAUCACUUAGCUGUAUAGCAUAGAUAGUUAUUUUCUUAUUACCUACAAGUAAAAUCUUUAUUUCAAUGUUUACAGAUAAGCAAAACAUACCAAGUAAAAUGUAGGGGUGCCGUGCCUCUCCGCAUUUCCCUAUUCAACAUCCACUGACUUUGUCGUCCAUCCAGUAGUAAUUGCCCUUUCAGCUUUAUAAUAUGAUUUUUUCAACACCACCAAUUCGCCAAUUUAAGGGUUUUUAAUUUUUAUAGCUAGCUGCACGUUAAACACUCCAGAUUCUUAAUGUUGACGCAAAUAAAAAAUUACUUUAUUUAUAUUUACUGCUUAUAAAAUUCCGUUAUUUGCAAAAUGACGUAAUAAACUCCAACUUGUCUGUUAAGAGUGCUGAGUUAAUAUUUGCCGUAAUUUUUUUAAUUCGAAUGACGUUGCCUACGAAUCAUGUCAAUUAGAUAUAUGCACAAUA